Clonostachys byssicola is the source of this 4581-nucleotide messenger RNA. Lineage: Eukaryota; Fungi; Ascomycota; Sordariomycetes; Hypocreales; Bionectriaceae. The record is from the annotation of a GenBank genome assembly.
AUGUCCAAUCCUCCACCGGCACCGCCGUCACCAGACGCGGGUGACGGGGACUCUUUACAGCAGAUCAACUCGACUAGUCGAUCGAGAUGGGCGACGAGGCGGAUGACUACGAAAAGCGGUGGUUCUAAGCGGACAGCGCUGAUGGAUCGUAUGCAGCAAAGUAAUAACGAGAAGGAGGACCAACAAGACCCGCCUGAGAGAAAGAAUUCGAAGACGGAUGCCGCGCAGGCCGAGGCUGGAGGUAAGGGCAAAGGCGAAGAUGAGGAUGAAGACGAGAACGGUGGUCGCACGCUAUAUUUCAACCAACCACUACCUCCUGAGAUGCAGGAUACGGACGGUCGUCCCUUGUACACAUAUCCCCGGAACAAGAUCCGUACCGCCAAGUAUACACCCCUCUCUUUCGUCCCGAAGAACCUGUGGUUCCAGUUCCACAAUAUCGCCAACAUUUACUUUCUCUUUGUCGUCAUUCUGGGGUGCUUCUCUAUCUUCGGUGUCCAGAACCCGGCACUGAAUGCAGUUCCUAUCAUAUUCAUCGUGACAGUGACGGCAAUCAAAGACGCGAUUGAGGAUUAUCGAAGGACGAUCCUUGAUAUCGAGUUGAACAACGCUCAGGUGCACCGACUGCGCCAUUGGACAAACGUGAAUGUUGCGGAGGACCAGGUUUCUCUCUGGAGGAGGACCAAGAAGGGAACUUCGCGUUUCUUCGCCAGUCUUUGGCGGGGGAUCAAGAGUCUCUGGUCAAAGAAGGCCCGGGAACAGAGGAAGAAGAUCAAGGAAGAGAAGAACGCCGAUUUGGAAGAACCACGCCCGUCCGUCGAGACAGCACGCACAAAGCGAAAUGUUCGUGACUCGCUCGCGGCGACGCCAUUCUCACAUCGCGAAUCAUUCAUCUCUGCUGCUGAAGACAUCCAGAUGACACCGGUUCCAUCUCCCGGCCCAACUCAACAUGCUCGACUCGCGGUGCCGACUUCUGAUGAUGCAAGACGCGCUCAGGCCGUGAGGGAUAUGAAAGGAGAUGUGAUCAAUUAUAAGCGAUCAGCACAUGGUGCUCGAUUUCAGAAGGAUGCAUGGAAGAACCUCACUGUCGGUGACUUUGUCCGCAUCUACAAUGACGACGAGCUUCCCGCCGAUAUCAUCAUUCUCUCAACUUCCGAUCCGGAUGGUGCCUGCUAUGUCGAAACGAAGAACUUGGACGGUGAAACUAACUUGAAGGUUCGCCAAGCUCUUCGCUGCGGGCAGUCUAUGAAGCACGCCCGUGAUUGCGAAAGAGCCGAGUUUACAAUUGAGAGCGAGCCUCCUCAACCCAACCUGUACAAGUACAACGGAGCUGCUAAGUGGGUUCAGGAAGUUCCCGGAUUUUUGGAUGAGGAUCUUGAGCAGAUGGUUGAGCCCAUUUCAAUCGACAAUCUUCUCUUGCGAGGCUGCAACCUCAGAAAUACCGAGUGGGUUUUGGGCAUCGUGGUUUUCACUGGUCACGAUACCAAGAUCAUGAUGAAUGCGGGCGUGACACCCACGAAGCGUGCCAGAAUCGCGCGGGAGCUGAACUUUCAUGUCAUCUGCAAUUUCGUCAUUCUCUUCCUCAUGUGUUUGCUCGCUGCUAUCAUUAACGGCGUUGCAUGGGCCAAAACAAAUGCCUCAUUACACUACUUCGACUUCGGCUCUGAGGCUGGCACACCCCCCCUGACUGGUUUCGUCAACUUCUGGGCUGCGGUCAUCCUGUUCCAGAACUUGGUUCCGAUUUCCCUUUACAUUACCAUGGAGGUUGUGAGAACUCUACAGGCCAUUUUCAUCUACAACGACAUUGAAAUGUACUAUGAGCCAAUUGACCAGCCCUGCGUUCCAAAAUCAUGGAACAUCUCUGAUGAUAUGGGGCAGAUCGAGUACAUAUUCUCAGACAAGACCGGCACCCUCACUCAGAAUGUCAUGGAAUUCAAAAAAGCGACUGUCAAUGGCCAGCCGUAUGGUGAGGCUUAUACGGAAGCACAGGCUGGUAUGCAGAAGCGACAGGGUAUUGAUAUUGAGGUCGAGGGGGCCAAGAUUCGCGCAGAAAUUGCCGAAGCCAAGAUUGAAGCCCUCGCAAGGCUGCGACGCAUGAACGACAACCCCUAUCUUCACGACGACGACCUGCAUUUCAUCGCCCCCGAUUUCGUUGCCGAUCUAAAUGGAGAAUCUGGUCAUGAACAGCAGCAGUCAAAUGUGAACUUCAUGCUGGCCCUGGCGCUUUGCCACACUGUCAUUCCUGAAAGGACCCUGAGUGACCCGCCCAAGAUGAUCUUCAAGGCUCAGUCUCCGGAUGAGGAAGCACUGGUUUCCACGGCCAGAGAUAUGGGUUUCACAGUUUUGAGUUAUUCCCAGGACGGUAUCAACCUGAAUGUGCUUGGAGAGGAUCGCCAUUACCAGAUCCUCAACACCAUUGAGUUCAACUCAACGCGAAAGCGAAUGAGUUCGAUUGUUCGAAUGCCCGACGGUAAAAUCAUUCUCUUCUGCAAGGGUGCUGAUUCCAUCAUCUACUCCCGGUUGAAGAAGGGCGAACAACAAACAAUGCGCAAGGAAACAGCUGACCAUCUGGAAUUGUUUGCCAGGGAGGGUCUCAGAACCCUCUGCAUUGCUCAAAAGGAGUUGACUGAGGAGCAGUAUUAUAGCUGGAAGAAGCAACAUGAUGUCGCUGCUGCCGCGCUCGAAGAACGUGAAGAGAAGCUCGAGGCUGUUGCAGAACUAAUCGAGCAGGACCUUUAUCUCAUUGGUGGCACUGCUAUCGAGGAUCGUCUGCAAGACGCCGUACCUGAGACGAUUGAACUGCUUGGUGAUGCUGGUAUUAAGCUCUGGGUUUUGACCGGUGACAAGGUCGAGACGGCUAUCAACAUUGGAUUCUCGUGCAACCUUCUUAAUAACAGCAUGGAUCUUUUGCAUAUCAAACUCGAUGAGAAGGAAGAUGGCUCGAUCGACGAGGAGGCCCUUGUCGCAGAGGCAGAUAAGAUUUUGACCGAGAAGCUGCGAUUGUUCAACAUGACCGGUGAUGAUGCAGAGUUGGCAGCGGCGAAAGAAAACCACGAGCCUCCUGCGCCUACACACGGUCUUGUUAUCGACGGCUUCACACUGCGUUGGGUGUUGAACGAGGACCUCAAGCAGAAGUUCUUGCUGCUUUGCAAGCAGUGCAAGUCUGUUCUCUGCUGCCGUGUCAGCCCCGCACAAAAGGCGGCCGUUGUGUCUAUGGUCAAGAACGGUCUGGAUGUCAUGACUCUCUCCAUUGGAGACGGAGCCAACGACGUGGCCAUGAUCCAAGAAGCCGACGUCGGCGUGGGAAUUGCUGGUCUGGAAGGUCGUCAAGCUGCCAUGUCUUCUGAUUACGCUAUUGGUCAGUUCCGUUUCCUCCAGAGACUGGUGCUUGUUCACGGCAGAUGGUCAUAUCGCCGAAUGGCGGAGAGUACUGCCAAUUUCUUCUACAAGAACAUGGUUUGGUCCUUUGUGUUGUUCUGGUAUAUGAUCUACUGCGAGUUCGAUUCGACCAAUCUUUUCGACUACAGUUACAUCAUCCUUUUCAACCUUGUUUUCACCUCCAUCCCCGUCGGUCUGUUGGGUGUUUUCGACCAAGAUGUUUCGGAUAAGGUGUCAUUGGCUGUACCUCAGCUGUACAGACGUGGUAUCGAGCGUCUGGAGUGGACCCUCUCCAAGUUUUGGUUUUACAUGCUCGACGGUACCUACCAGUCUGUCAUCGGUUUCUUCGUCCCAUAUCUCAUGUUCCGCCUGGCAACCACAGUGACUACUAACGGUUUGGACGCUUCAGACCGACUCCAUUUCGGAACCUACAUCGCCCACCCAGCAGUUCUCACCAUCAACUUGUAUAUUCUGAUGAACACAUAUCAGUGGGACUGGAUCAUGCUUCUGGUUAUUUUCAUCAGUGACAUUUUCAUCUUCUUCUGGACUGGGGUGUACACCUCGUUUGACUCGGCUGUCAUGUUCUACGGUGUGGCUAAGCAUGUGUAUGCUCAGCCGACAUUCUGGGCCAGUUUUUGUCUCGUUCCAAUUAUGUGCAUUCUACCCCGGUUUGCCAUCAAGAGCAUCCAGAAGCUCUUUUUCCCAUUGGACGUGGAUAUCAUCCGAGAGCAAGACAGGAUGGGUGCUUUCGAUCAUUUGAAAAACCCCAAAGACGUCACAUAUAUUGGAGUAACUGAUAACAAACUAUCCGGGUCUGAAUCUUCGAAGGUCUCGAAACCGCCGAAGCACCAGGCAUAUGGGAGUAUCGAUGAGGAUCGCCGUCCAAUUUACCCCCCCUCCACGACAACUCGCGCGACUGGCCCUCAGCAUAGCCAGAACGGUAGCGACUCGACGGGCUACACUGUCAACCGAUACUCGGUGGAGGUGCUACCUGCGACCAUGACAGUCAGACCAUCUAUGGAUAGAGCACGGCCCUCAUAUGAUCGGAUACGCGCUUCCAUGGACCGUGUCAGGCCCAGUUUCGAAGCAAGUGACGACUUUACUUCGUCGGCUAGGCUCUCGCGUAUCGAGUCAUCCAGAACAUACACCGGCCGGCUUGGACCCAGGCUACGUGGAUUAUCAUUGUCGAAAAGCGCCAACCAAUAG